GCAGACGCCAGGGGGCGCUACAGCGGAAGCGGAACCGCGCGCCCCACGUGACUAGAGGGGAGCGGCGGGGAAGCAGGCGGCGGGCACGUGACGGGCGGGGCGGGGCGGGGCCCGGGCGGCGGCGGCGGCGGCGCCAUGGAGCUGGUGGCGGAGCUGAGGGACCGCGACGGGCGGACGCGGUCGGUGCGCGUGCCGGUGCCGCGCCCGGCGGAGGCGGAGGGCGAGGCCGAGCAGCUGCGCGUGCUGCGUCGGGGCCUGGGCGAGCUGCAGCAGCGGGUGGCGGAGCUGCUGGCGCCUCUGGUGCAGGAGGAGAGAGAGGCGGCGGGCGGCGGCCGAACGCGCGGUGAUGCCGAGGAUGACGAUGAGGAGGAGGAGGAAGAUGAGGAGGAUGAGGAGGGCGAAAACGACACGGACACGAAGGCGAGCGCCGAGCACCCGCCCCCGAAGCGGCCGAAGGUCCGGCAGCCCUGACGGGGACGUCGCGGGCGGAGCUUAGGCCCGAAGCGGGACCCUCCGGCGGCCCCGGGCAGGGCCGGGCCGGGCCGGGCCCCGGGCAGGGCGCUGUCCCGGCGGGCCCCUGCCGCCUGCCUCUCUCCUCCCCGGAUUUUAAACGUGAAACGUCGAUCCCGGCGCUAUUUUAAUGUGGGAGCCGUAAGGGAAGGGUGCGCGUCGGUGCUGGUGGCGUCCUGGUACGGGUACUCCCGCUACCCCGGGGAGAAUUUUCAGCAAACCAGUUGACAAAUAUAAAACUGUUCUCACAAGUCUUCCGACUGCUACGUUUUUGACGACUUUCUCCAAGUCAGCAUUUCUUCAUGUGACUUAAACUUUUAAAGUAAUAAAAUCUGGAAAGAGUUAUUUUGUCAUAUACAAUCUUAAAACAGAACAAGACAACUUUUAUUUGUAUGGAGAGAAACAGUAUGAGAUCACUAAGUGUUCAAAAUUAAAAAACGUUUACCUGGC
Molecule: messenger RNA, 960 nt
Organism: Phalacrocorax carbo (great cormorant)
Lineage: Eukaryota; Metazoa; Chordata; Aves; Suliformes; Phalacrocoracidae
Source: RefSeq, a predicted model, not a curated record